AUGGACGAGAGUCAGAGCGCGACCACACCGCUGGAACGGCUUGGAAAACUGCUGAUAAUUCCACCGCUCUCCAUCGAGGUCAUUCCAGGUGACGGCUCGGACGGGCCACCCGAUUGGCUGAGCGAUGCAGACCAGCAGGCAUAUCGGCCUUUCCUUUACGUCGAGGGACAUCUAGGCGUGCCUCGAAAGGUGCUAUACAAGGCUUAUGCUGUUGCCGUCCGCGAAUACGCGAAACUCAGGCCGAGCCCCCGAAGUGCUUCAAGCCCGAUCGACGCAGAGCGGCUUGCACACUUGUCGGCUGUCAUCCUACUCGCAAACCCGGCUCACCAGACUGCAUUGAACACGCGAAAACAACUAUUCUCUUCUGGUCUAUUGGACACUAGCAAGGAGUUGCAAUUUCUCUCGGCGCUACUCGUUGUUCGGGAGUGCUCGAAGGAGAGUCUUCUAUGGCACCACCGUCGAUGGCUACUGCGUCGUAUCGUCACGACAGAUGUCGUAGCGAAUGCUAGAUGCAUCCGACAGGAGGACACGCUCCGCGACACCGUGCUCUCUACGGAGACACUGCGUUCUGAGUUUGCCAUCGUCGCCCAAGCUUGCGAGACGUAUCCCCGAAAUUAUUUUGCCUGGAUCCACCGCUACCUCUGUCUCGAAGCGCUCGUCAUGCUCGCACGUUCACCGACACCGUUUCAACAAGCCUACCGCUCUCUCCUUCUAGAAGAAGUGCUAUUCGCCCGCACAUGGAUCGAGCGACACAUCUCGGACUACACCGCCGUGCAUUAUUUCUGCAACAUGCACCUCCUCUUGCUCCGGCAGGAAGACAUCCCCCUUCCAAUCGACGCGGCGAGAACCCUCGACUUGGACCACAUAGACAACCUGACGCUCCGCACCGCGUUGUAUGCGCAUGCCAAAUCGUUGCUUGCCUCGUACCCGGAGCACGAGACGAUGUGGCUUUACUUGCGAGCUGCGAUAUACAUCUGCGGCACGCCGGACGUCUAUGCAGCAGACCCGUACGGUGCUCAUGACCACGGCCUCGGAGCCCCUGCGCCCUCGAAGCUUUUGGUUCUGACGCACGCGGAGCGACAUCGCGCGUGGCUCCGUCGUGCCUCAACGUAG
Messenger RNA from Rhodofomes roseus, 1113 nucleotides. RefSeq names its product protein prenylyltransferase. NCBI's taxonomy places the organism in Eukaryota, Fungi, Basidiomycota, Agaricomycetes, Polyporales, Fomitopsidaceae. Bases 1 to 1113 code for a protein of 370 amino acids. Gene Ontology annotation, cellular component: cytoplasm. Gene Ontology annotation, biological process: protein prenylation. The record is from RefSeq and is a predicted model, not a curated record. Gene Ontology annotation, molecular function: protein prenyltransferase activity. The transcript is spliced from 2 exons.